Saitoella complicata NRRL Y-17804 is the source of this 662-nucleotide messenger RNA. RefSeq lists its product as uncharacterized. Bases 58 to 564 code for a protein of 168 amino acids. The transcript has a single exon. Gene Ontology annotation, biological process: mitochondrial translation. NCBI's taxonomy places the organism in Eukaryota, Fungi, Ascomycota, Saitoellomycetes, Saitoellales, Saitoellaceae. Gene Ontology annotation, molecular function: structural constituent of ribosome. The record is from RefSeq and is a predicted model, not a curated record.
CAAAGAUACACCUCCAUCAAGAAAAGUACACAGUCCCCAAAGCCAAAUCAUACCAUCAUGUUGCAAUCAGUACGAUCACAGUCGCUGCGAAGAGCACUUCCCUCCAUCCAAACCCGUUCCGCCUCCCUCUUUGCCGACAACUCCAAGAAGAAGAACACUGCCGCAGAUGAAUACUGGGCAAAGGUCACAGCCAAAGACCCUCGAGACCCCCGCGCAGACAUCAUCAAACGCGUUCUCGAAUCCCCCGCCGAAAACGAAAAACUCAACCUCACCCCCCAGGAAAAAAUCAUGCACAACACCAUCCACCGCGCAUGGCAACUCCAUCUUCGCUAUCAGAGAGAAAAGCAGGAUGCGGCUUUGAUGUCGCAGUAUAAUAAGAUGAGGGAGGCUUGUGAACAGUUGAAGCAGGGGCAUUUGACGUUGUAUUCAAAGGCGAUGCCGAAGGAGAGGGCGAAGAGGUAUCCGGUUGAGUUGAGGAUUCCGACCGAGACGCCGGGGGAGAAGCCUUGGGAUUAUACGUGGACUAGGCCAGCUGUCGAGGAUGUCACGCCAAAGAAGAAGUGAGUUAUGCGUGGACUAGGCCUGUGAAGGAUUUGAAGCCGGAGAAGGAGUGAGGAGGGCAAUGAUGUCGGUUGGGUGACAUGUACGAGUGGAAAUGAUGA